This is a messenger RNA of Penicillium alfredii, 666 nucleotides long. RefSeq lists its product as uncharacterized. Lineage: Eukaryota; Fungi; Ascomycota; Eurotiomycetes; Eurotiales; Aspergillaceae. The transcript has a single exon. Bases 1 to 666 code for a protein of 221 amino acids. The record is from RefSeq and is a predicted model, not a curated record.
AUGAAGGCUCCUCUUUUUCACUGUGCCCUCCUUGGUUCUUCGCUCUGCACGGCAAUUCCAGUCCAAAGAGCAACCCAAGACACUAUAUCUCGCCCGGGUUUAACUCAAUGCUGGCAACCAUCUUCUAGCAUUUCCGAGAGGCAAACCCAAGUUCGACCGAAGUUUCGUGAGCUUUUCGAUCAGCUGCAACGCGACUUGUCCGUGGAAAACCCCCUCGAGCUCUCUCAGCCAGGACCAUCCAAACAAUCCAAACAAUCCCACCUCGUCGACGAAUCCCACCAUUCGGAAAGCAACUACGUGGCCCACAGAGCAACCAUUUUUCAGGUCCGUUCCGACCACAGCAAUGUCAAGCCCGCUGCCCGAACACCCAGCUACUUCCUCUCAGUCACCCUGUUCGACAUCAUCGACCAGCACGGCCCCGAGUGCGUUGCACUAGCCCUGUUCGUUAUUGCGCCCAUUGCCUACUUCCUGCUUGAUCUUCUCGAAAGAGCUAUAAAAUGCUGUAUCCGGGAACAAUUUCCACGCCGUGGUCGGGAUCGUGUGCGCCUGCUGGGACGGGAGAGACAAUUGCGCGCAUGGAGCAACUGGCAGCGCGAGAGAGUGCUGGCAAGCGAGAAGCCCUGGUGGCAGGCCCGGUCAUCUCGAAAUCCAAUCAUCAGCCAAUAA